This is a messenger RNA of Vigna angularis (adzuki bean), 1026 nucleotides long. Its product is annotated as UPF0051 protein ABCI8, chloroplastic. NCBI's taxonomy places the organism in Eukaryota, Viridiplantae, Streptophyta, Magnoliopsida, Fabales, Fabaceae. Gene Ontology annotation, biological process: iron-sulfur cluster assembly. The record is from RefSeq and is a predicted model, not a curated record.
AUGGCUGCUCCUAACCCUAAACAUCAAACCCCAAAAACCUUCCGCCACGUUACGGUGCGCGCCGAGGUGAAAGAGACCGCCGCAACCGCCACUUCCUCGGACGAGAAGAUCCGUGAAAUCCUCCGCAACCGCGACUAUGAUAAGAUGUUCGGAUUCAGCAUAGACAUCGAUUCCUUCUCGAUCCCUAAAGGCCUCUCGAAAGAAACUAUUCGUCUGAUCUCGUCCCUGAAAAAGGAACCUCAAUGGAUUCUGGAAUUCCGUAUGAAGGCAUUUGAGAAAUUUCUGUCCAUGAAAGUCCCUACCUGGUCCGACAACAGCUACCCUCCUAUCGAUUUCCAGGAUAUCUGCUACUACUCGGCUCCCAAGAAGAAACGCCCUCUGCAAUCCCUCCAAGAAACCGAUCCCAAACUCCUCAGUUACUUCGACCUGCUCGGCGUCCCUCUCAACGAGCAGAAGCGUCUUACCAACGUCGCCAUCGCCACCACCCACCGCGAAACCCUCGAGAAGGCCGGUGUCAUAUUCUGCUCCAUCUCCGUUGCUAUUAAGGAGUAUCCCGAGUUAGUCCGCAAGUACUUAGGGAGGGUCGUGCCCUCCGAUGACAACUACUACACCGCGUUGAACUCCGCCGUCUUUAGCGACGGGUCGUUCUGCUACAUUCCCAAAGACACCAAGUGCCCGAUGCAGAUCUCCACCUACUUCAGAAUCAACGCGCUGGAAACGGGGCAGUUUGAGCGGACUUUGAUCGUUGCUGACGACAGGAGCUUUGUGGAGUAUUUGGAAGGGUGCACUGCGCCGUCCUAUGACCGGAACCAGCUCCACGCGGCGGUGGUGGAGUUAUACUUUGGGGAGGGGGCGGAGAUAAAGUACUCCACGGUGCAGAAUUGGUACGCUGGGGAUGAGAAUGGGAAAGGUGGGAUUUACAAUUUCGUGACGAAGAGAGGAGUGUGUGACGGGUCGCGGUCGAAGAUAUCGUGGACGCAGGUGGAGACGGGUUCUACGAUCACGGGUUCUGGAAUUUGUAACUAA